CGUUUGUUGAAUAAAGUUUUAGGAAUAAGAAUAAAAUAAAAAAAAUCAUAAAACUAUGAAGUGGCAUAAAUUGCUACUGAUGAUUGCUGCAUUAGCUUUCAUAGUUGGCACAUUCGCAGAAGAAAUUGAAAUUCCUGAUGACAUUGAUGAUGAGGAUUUGGAUGAAGAUGAGGAAAUUUUGAGAUUGUUGGAGGAAAAUAGAAUUAUGGAAGAUUUAAAUCGUGAAAAUCAAAAAGCUAGAGAAGAAGCAUCAAAAUACAAACAACAGCACGGUGAAACAGCAGCAUCUGACACAGGAUUUAUCUACGAUCCAUGUACAAAGAUCCACUGUCAAGCUGGUCGUAUUUGUCAAGUGAAUGAUAAUUCAGCUGAAUGUGUCUGUGUACCUGAAUGCCCAGAAGAAUAUGAUCCACGUCGUAAAGUUUGCACAAAUCGUAAUGAAACAUGGGCAAGUGACUGUGAGGUUCAUCAACAACGUUGCUUUUGCGAUACGAAGGAUUCACGCUGUAGAAAUCCAAAAAAUUCUCAUAUCCACAUCGACUAUUAUGGACAAUGCAAGGAAAUUCCAAGAUGUAAUGAAGAGGAAAUGCUCGACUUUCCACGUAGGAUGCGCGAAUGGCUCUUCCACGUCAUGAAGGAACUUGCCGAACGUCAGGAACUUGAUAGAAAAUUAGCUGACAAGAUAUCGCAUGUUGAGAGUGAAUUGAACAAAAAAUGGGCUCGCGCUGCUGUCUGGAAAUUCUGUGACCUCGACGCUACACAUGAUCAAUCCGUAUCACGUCACGAGCUCUUCCCAAUUCGUGCUCCAUUGUUGUCACUUGAACAUUGCAUCGCACCAUUCUUAGAAAGCUGCGAUUUGGACAGAGAUCACAGAAUCACUCUUAAGGAAUGGGGCAAGUGUUUGGAGUUGGAAGAUGGUGACUUGGAAGGUCGCUGCGAAGGAAUCAUUGUCAAAAGCUCUUCAAAAAAUAAUGAAGUUUAAAGCCACACAAGACGGAAUGUCCAGCAAAUAAGCUUUCCAACCUACAUUUGAUUAAAUAAUCUUGUAUAAGUUAUCUAUCUGAAAUGUUUAUGAUUAUAUAAUUAGCUUUUUUUUUGCUGUAAACUUUCAUACGAGAAAUAGAAAGAUUUUAAUAAAGUUAAUUAUCUAUGUGUGCCAUAACUCA
Messenger RNA from Chironomus riparius, 1166 nucleotides. The record is from the annotation of a GenBank genome assembly. NCBI's taxonomy places the organism in Eukaryota, Metazoa, Arthropoda, Insecta, Diptera, Chironomidae.